UACUCAAAUAAAGUUUGUCCAGGUGAGAAGGCCUUUCAACAGAACAAUGAAGCGGAAAAUAAAUAGGUCAGCAAUCAAUUCUGAGGAAGAAGAAGAAGAAGAUUUGGACAGGAGAUGUAGCCCGAGGAUUAAAAAGAAAGUGAGAUAUAUUGAUAUAAAUGACGAAGACAAUGAGCAGCCAAGCACAUCCAACCACAGCCGGAGAGCACAAGAAAAUAGAUUAUUGACUGUAACCUGUGGAAACAAAACGGGCAUCCUGCACAGAGAAAAGCUGGCCAGGGAUGAGUUGUGUAUCGAGAGUGAGGAACGCUGGUUUUUCCCCGGUGAAUUCGAGAAAUUUGGAGGAAAAGCCUCCAGUAAAAAAUGGAAACAAAGUAUUUACCUUAGAAAUCAGCCUCUGCAGUAUUGGAUUGAGAAAGGUUACUUAACCAUCAAGACAUUUGAAAGGAGAACUGGGACUGUAAAGUCCCGGCAAAAGAAAAUCCUUUCACCUGAUCGCAUAUCAGAGAGCGCGUCUGAAGAGUCAGAAAUACAGUCAGUAGAACAAACUGAGGAAGACGAUGUUGAAGAGGAAGAAUGGGAUCGUGGCUCUGAAACAGAUGAAGAGGAGGAAGAAAGGGUAGGGACUGAAAAUGAAGAAGAGGUUGUAGACUCAGGAGAUGAAGAGAGUAAAGAGGAAGAUGAGGAUAUGCUUGCUCUAGACGAUAGCAACGAAGAAGUUUUUGAAGGUAUCGUCGAAGAAGUUUUUGAAGAAAGGGAGACACCGUUCAUUUCAACAUCUGAGGAAAGUGCAUUGAAGAAAGUAACAUGUGACAUUGAAAGGCUUCCAAAGACCUCGAGAUAUCAUCAGUCCAACGGCAAGGAGUAUCCACUAAAAGCUAAUUCAGCACCAAACAUCAAACCUAAAAACCUGGAUAAACAUUUUGGAUCAACCAGCAAUCGCACUGCCAACCUCAGUACCUCACAUGCGGCUGACCGUAGAUCUGAGAACACAGAUGCCUCCACCUCCGGCCAGGAUGCAGCACAAGUGAUGGAGCUGGACAUGACAGUUCCAAGAGCCUCAGACAGCACUCUGAUCUCCACUUGUCUUAAUCCGGAUACAAUGGACCUUACCCAGCUGAAGAGAGAGAAAGUCAAAAUGCAACUAAAGGUCUUGAAGUUGCAAGAUGAAUACUACACUCUGAAAAUAAAGGAACUUAAAAAGUGACAGGUACAGUGAAGCAAGCUUGCAUGGUAAGCCUUAAUUGUUAAAACAUUGUUAAAAUGUUUAUUAUUACAGGUUUGAAAACAUGACAAUGCCAUCACUAAGGGAUCACUGAGGAGGUUUACCAGUGCACCUAAAAUGACAGUCGGAAACUGGUUCCACUUGCUAAACCUUUGAAAGGGAUUUAGAGAGUGACAAUAUGUUUUAUGAUUUGGAAACUGUAAGCAAAACACACCCAAACAAAUGUUGUCCCAACACACCCUUCUCUGAAAUGUACGAGCAUGUCUUUGCCGGAACAUCACGUACCACGUAUUUUCCACACUGCGAGGCCAGAUUAGUUUUGGCAAAAGAGAUCAUGGAUCUCAUUUGCCAAAAAAAGGUUCUCACAAAAUCUUGCUGGACAUUGUCAUUUACUGCAUCUGAUGAUUAAAAGCAUGUUGGUGUCAACUUGACCUGUUGAAUUUUCAAAAAGUGACCUCACUGUGACAAUGAUUUGUACUGUAAGUACAGAUGAUACCAACAUGAUCUAAGAUGUGCAUCAGAAGUGCAGUUUGUGAGGUAGCCGGGACUAAACCUAAAACGUUAUUUAAAGUUACAUUACGUAACUUAUUUUAAACACAAAGCGCAAUCUUUUCCUACAUCUAAGCGAGUGGUUUAGUUUGAAUUCACGACGGUAACCACGUGUUUACUGCGACCCUGAUGGAGCUCAAGUCGAAAAUGAGGACUUGACUUUGUAUCUGAGACCAAAGAUAGAGAUUGUGACUUCAAAGCAUAAAAUCUCAUUUACUCUGCAGAAUCCUGAAGCAAUAACAAAUGAAUUAAAUGUGAGGCAGGGUUUGCAUUUAUGCUACACACCUCAUGUUAUUGUGAUAAUAGAACCGUUUGUCCGAAAUGAGUGAAAAAGGACCCAAAGCAAUAUCAGUUUCUGGUUUUAUGAAUGUUAAUAUUUGACACGUGCUAUUUCCUGCUUGUAGUAAUUGAUGAUCGUAAAGAUGGGUAUUGACUUUGAAAAAUAAGCAUAAUAUUGUAUUAACUGUGUUUCUUUACUUCAAUGCAUUUAGAAAAGUAACAUUGCGGGAAUGUUGCAAUAUUGAAAUAUUUUGGGAUCAUUUUGUAGUUGUACGCUGAUUUUACAUCUACAAGUUUACACAUGUUAGUAAAUAAUGUUUUCAGCCUCAGGAGAGGUCACAUCUCACAACAUAAACAACUAAAGAUAAACGGGUUGAAUUUACCGUGUGUAUGUAAGGAGAUCAUCUUUAUUGUAUUUUGGUUUUUUUAGGGAACCAUUUUUGAAAAACGACACUUAUUACCGGCCAUGUUUGCAUUUGCAUGUAACAUUAACAAAUAAAAAUGCAAAUCCUUA
Molecule: messenger RNA, 2567 nt
Organism: Cottoperca gobio
Lineage: Eukaryota; Metazoa; Chordata; Actinopteri; Perciformes; Bovichtidae
Product: histone H3.v1-like
Exons: 11
Coding region: 47-1207 (386 amino acids)
Biological process (GO): regulation of transcription by RNA polymerase II
Cellular component (GO): nucleus
Molecular function (GO): RNA polymerase II cis-regulatory region sequence-specific DNA binding
Source: RefSeq, a predicted model, not a curated record